Molecule: messenger RNA, 3165 nt
Organism: Sorex araneus (European shrew)
Lineage: Eukaryota; Metazoa; Chordata; Mammalia; Eulipotyphla; Soricidae
Gene: SNRNP35
Product: small nuclear ribonucleoprotein U11/U12 subunit 35
Exons: 2
Coding region: 1893-2621 (242 amino acids)
Biological process (GO): mRNA splicing, via spliceosome
Cellular component (GO): precatalytic spliceosome; U12-type spliceosomal complex
Molecular function (GO): snRNA binding; mRNA binding
Source: RefSeq, a predicted model, not a curated record
CGCAGCUUCAGUCCCACGGCCGGGCCCCGCGCGGCCGCCAUGUUGGAGACUGGCAAAGAGAGGGUCGGGUGGGGGCGGGGGCCACCGGCUGGGUCGGAGCGUUGUUGCCUGCCGCUUUUGGCGGCACAAAGGACAGAGGCCUCCGUCCCCGUCCACACAAAGCUCGGCGACCCAGGCAGAGGCCCUGCGGGGCGGCGGGGCUUGCCCGGGAGCUGCCGCCGCGACUUCCGCCCCGGCCUCCGCGGCGCCUCUGCGCAUGCGCGCGCCCACGUGCCCAGCGGCGGUUUCUGUUCCCCGGCGCGUCGUGCGGGGGAUGUUGAGCCGCGCGCUCUGGAAGGCGGGACGGGCUCUUUAGAUUUUUUUAUUUUUGCUUUUUUAUUUUACUUUUCGGAGUAGGGGAUCACACCCGGCGAUGCUCAGGGCUGACUUCUGGCUCUGCACUCAGGAAUCACUCCUGGCGGUGCUCGGGGGACCAUAGGGAUGCCGGGUCGAACCCUGGUCGGCCGCGUGCGAGGCAAACGCCCUCCCCGCUGUGCUCUCGCUGGGUGGGGGGACAGUAUCGGUGAUUGGGUUGAAUCUGGGUCGGUUGUGUGCAAGGUGAGCGCCCUCCCCGCUGUCCUGCUGCUCGGACCUGCGUCCUAGCUCAGCAACAGCCACCCUUGUUAAAGGCGGGAGAGGUCGUGCUGGCCUUCAGGCGCUGACCCCGCUUGGCCCUCCCGCACCCUGUAGGACCCCCCAGGAGUGAGCCCCUAGCACUUCUGUGUGUUGCCAAAAAAGGAAAAACCCAAAACAAACACAGUAGAAAGCCCUAGUUAAGGCAUUUAGUUACAUGUUCUAGAUUAUUUGAAUUUUGCACGAUAGCACUGGGUUUUAUGUGCAUUUCGUGUUCUGACUGGAUCAGGUGCUCUUGCUGUUCUUUUGUCGUUAAUGACAAAUUUCUCUGUUUGGUUCCAUUCCCUACCACUCAACUCAGAUAUUAUCCCAUUAUUGAAAUAAUGACUAUAAAAAUCCGAAAGGAGCGGGGGCUGGCUUGGUGAGUAAGGCCCUGGGUUCCAUUUGCAGCACUUCAUGUGCCUCCAGCACCGCCUUGCUCAGUGCUGGCCUGGGCUAGAUCCUUGGCGCCCCGUGUGGACCCCAGUGCUGGCCCGAGUGACCCGGGAGCAUAGAGCCGUGACUGAACCAUGACCCUUGCAGGGUGUGGGACUCACCCGGGAAGAGAAAGGGGGAAAAGCCCUUGACUGUCACCCCUGCAGGACUAGUUGGUAGCCUGGUGACGUUCUGCACCCGCUUCCUCAUCUGAAACCCCAGUGAUCAGCUGCCAGCUCUGGCGACCUGAGCGCCAGGGAGCCCAGGGCCUGGCAGUGCUUGGCACCUCCUAGCGUUCAGUGUGAGUUGGUCUCGGUUCCCAGCCCUGCACCCUAGGCCGGCAGCAGGGAGAGGCCAGGGCUGGGACCUUGUCUAAUUAGUGCGGGGAGAAGGAAGCUCCAGGAAGAGCUGCUGGCUGUCCUGUGGGGGCAGUGUUCACCCCUAGGAGCUGUACCCCUUGGGCUGUAUCUGCCGCCCUCGCCCGUGACACCCCUUUCCUUGCUCCCGGUUUCCCCUGGAUGGAUGUCCUCAGCGAAGCGAGCGUGCUGCGCCUUAGUUUGUUCCCUGACGUGGACAGGGAGGUGUCUCCCAUCUGAGGAUAGAGGCGGCCGGAGAGAGAUCACCGAGCUGGGGGGACGUUGUGGUUCUGCAGAAGUGCUUCCCAAGAAGGGUCCUCCCUGCUGGACAGGACGGGACCACCACGCCCUCCAGCCGUGGUCCUGCUUUUCCCGGCUCCGGGUAGGAGGCUUCUGCCUCCGAGCUGUCCCUGUUCUGUGACCUGCACGCCCGUCUGUCCACCCUAGACCAUGAGCACCUGGAUGCCCAUUGCCAAGGAGUACGACCCGCUGAAAGCCGGCAGCAUCGAUGGCACCGACGAAGACCCCCAUGACCGCGCCAUCUGGAGGGCCAUGCUGGCGCGCUACGCCCCCAACAAGGGCGUCACCGGGGACCCACUCCUUACCCUGUUUGUGGCGAGGCUGAACCUGCAGACCAAGGAGGAGAAGCUGAGGGAGGUGUUCUCCCGCUACGGCGACAUCCGGCGGCUGCGGCUGGUGAAGGACCUGGUGACCGGCUUCUCCAAGGGCUACGCCUUCAUCGAGUACAAGGAGGAGCGUGCGCUGCUCAAGGCCUACCGCGACGCCGACGGCCUGGUCAUCGACCAGCACGAGAUCUUCGUGGACUACGAGCUGGAGCGGACGCUACGGGGCUGGAUUCCCCGGCGCCUGGGCGGGGGGCUGGGCGGCAAGAAGGAAUCCGGGCAGCUGAGGUUCGGGGGGCGCGACCGGCCCUUCCGGAAGCCCAUCAACUUGCCCGUGGUCAAGAACGACGCAGGGAGAGAGGGGAAGAGGGAGCGGCGGGAGCGGUCUCGGUCCCGGGACAGACACUGGGACGCCAGAGCUCGCGAGCGCGCCCGGGAGAAGAGGUGGCAGGAGAGGGAGCCAGCCCGGCCGCGGCCCGGUGGCGACUGGGAGCCAGACCGGGACUCGAGGGACGACAGGGCCAAGGGGAGGGAGAAAAGGGAUCGGAGUAAGUAGGGCCCCGCCCCCGUCACGCCUGGGUCUGGGUCUGCGUCAGGAGCGGCUACCGUGAUGCUUCCCACAGAGGCUGAGCCAAGAAUCCAAUAAAACUCGGCACCGUGCAGUCGGGAGUGAGUGUGUUUCCUUUCGCUGGAGCCCAGGUUGGCGCUGACGGAGCUGGGGAAGGUCUGGGCUUCCCCGACGGCUGCUCUGGAAAUGGUUCUGCGGGCGCCAGUGUCUGAGGGGGUGAAUGAGGAGCCCCCUGCCCGCGGGCUCGGCAGUACGGACUCCAAUGGGGCUUGUAGAACCUUGGCAAAAGGAGGUGUCGUGGGCUGGAGCGAUAGCACAGUGCCAGGGCGUUUGCCCUGCUCUCAGCUAACUCGAGUUCUAUCCCUAGCACCCCAUGUGGUCCCCCAGCCCACCAGGAGUGAUCCCUGAGCAGCUGCUGGGUUUGGCCCCAAACAAAAAUGAGGUGCUGACCGAGCCAUCUCAUCCAUCCGCAGCUCCCAGGCCCCCUGGCCGGGGUCAGGUGUCUUCACUGUGAAGGGCUCGGCGGGUUUUC